ACCUAAUUUGGACAUUCCAUGUAUUAAAAGAUACUCUACACUGGCACUUUGGGGAAAAGAUUGGCGCCAGAUUUCGAGUGCCUCGGAGGGGGGCGUGGCCUCCGUUGGACUACUUCCGCUUCCUCCAAGUAAGAUGGCUCCCCCAAGCGUAGAAAUCUGGGGCGCCUGCUGGACUUCACCUGAUAAGUCGACGGCGGUGUUUCCCAGUCCCAAUUUGCGGCCGCCGUACUGUGCGGCAGGGUGGCCACGCCCCUUUUGCGCGCCUUGUGACGCUGGCGCCCUGGGCUUUUUGCGCGGGAAAAGAAAGCAGGCCGGAGCUCUAGCCUGCCUUGCUGGGACCCACCUUUCGAGCAGGCUGCAGCGGGCUCCACACAUCUGCGGGCCAUGGGGUUGCUGGAGCUGUGUGAGGAAGUGUUCGGCACCGCCGACCUUUACCGAGUGCUGGGCGUGAGACGCGAGGCUUCGGACGGCGAGGUCCGACGCGGCUACCACAAGGUGUCCCUGCAAGUGCACCCUGACCGGGUGGGUGAGGACGACAAAGAGGACGCCACUCGCCGCUUCCAGAUCCUCGGGAAAGUCUAUUCCGUUCUGAGUGACAAAGAGCAGAGAGCAGUGUACGAUGAACAGGGAACAGUGGACGAGGAUUCUGAUGUGCUCAACCAAGAUCGGGACUGGGAGACGUAUUGGAGGUUACUCUUUAAAAAGAUAUCUCUAGAAGACAUUCAAGCUUUUGAAAAGACAUACAAAGGUUCAGAAGAAGAGUUGGCAGAUAUUAAACAGGCCUAUGUGGACUUCAAAGGGGACAUGGAUCAGAUCAUGGAGUCCGUGCUGUGUGUGCAGUUCACAGAGGAACCCAGGAUAAGGAACAUUAUCCAGCAAGCCAUUGAUGCUGGAGAGGUCCCGUCCUAUAAUGCCUUUGUCAAAGAAUCAAAGCAAAAGAUGAAUGCUAGGAAAAGGAGGGCUGAGGAAGAGGCUAAAGAAGCAGAAAUGAGCAGAAAGGAGCUGGGUCUUGAUGGAGAAAGUAACUUGAAAGCGGUCAUUCAGAGCAGACAAAAGGAUCGGCAAAAGGAAAUGGACAGUUUUCUGGCUCAGAUGGAAGCAAAGUACUGCAAACCUUCCAAACGAGGAGGGAAAAAAACAGCUCUCAAGAAAGAAAAGAAAUAAUGGAAUUUUCUCUUCAAAAGUCAUUAGGUGUUAGCUGAUGGCAUUGUAGGCAGAAGGUACAGUCAAGAUCUGAAAACAAAAGUCAACUCAACCCUUGGGAAAAGUUGUUUUUCCUGACUAAAUUAUUUGGAUUAAGUAUGUAACCAGAGUCAACUCAAACUGAUCUUAGUAUAUAUAUCCUAGAAAUCCUCUGACAUUCUGUGAAGUCCUCCUAUGAAGGAAUUUGGUGGUGAUCAUUGAGGUGAGAGGGGCAGAUUGGUAUACUUUUGAUAGCACUUGCUUCUGUAGAUCUCUGUACAAGGAACUUUAUCUAGAAUGUGGGUCUGUCCAUACUUCCCUUACCAGCUGUCAUAUUGCUACACAAGAGUGACAUGCAGAGUAUUUGGAGUGAUGUGGAUGUUUAUUAUGACAGGUAUUCCACUUAGCAAGAAUGUCUUCAGAACAUUUGACAGUUUGCUUUUGGUCUUAAUAUUCUUAAAUAGAUCCUCUCUUUCUCUCUCUCUCUUUGUUUCACUGAACCAGGUUUUGUACUCUUUGCUUGAAGUACAGGAGAAAAAGUUGUUCACACUACUUCAGGCAUCUUUAUAAGUCUUAACAUGAUUAACAAGUAAAACAUGGUUUAAGUUUUAAAUGAUCACUGGAAUAUUACUGAUAAAUGUUCUUGGGCAGGUCACUGAGUUUGUGGGAACUUGUUUUCUCAUCCAUGAAAGGGUGAGGGAGUUUGGGUAAAUGAUGUCUUAGAGGCCCUUCUGACUCUUAACUCUGAUUUUGAAAGUAAAGCUCUCAGUGGUUUGUUUUCAUGCACUCAUGGUAUUGAUUUGCAAGAAUAGUACAGAGAUUUUCACUUAUGUAGUUGAGUUGUAUGUAUUUAUUAGACUAUAUGGAAGGAUUUUAAGGACUAUUCAACUUAAAAUCCCUGGCUUGUAGAGUAAUAUUUUCAAUGCCAUAUGCAUGAAAUAAGUCUUCUGUUACUGAGCUUUA
Messenger RNA from Artibeus jamaicensis (Jamaican fruit-eating bat), 2145 nucleotides. It is a transcript of the gene DNAJC9, whose product is annotated as DnaJ heat shock protein family (Hsp40) member C9. Gene Ontology annotation, cellular component: nucleus; cytoplasm. Lineage: Eukaryota; Metazoa; Chordata; Mammalia; Chiroptera; Phyllostomidae. The record is from RefSeq and is a predicted model, not a curated record. The transcript has 5 exons. The coding region runs from base 385 to 1164 and encodes 259 amino acids. Gene Ontology annotation, molecular function: heat shock protein binding.